CGUUGAACACAUCAUGGAGAAGUUCUCAAAUUGGAGAGAUAAGGGUACCGGGAUUUCUCCCUUUAUGCCCGUAGACUCCCAACCUUUAGGGAUCGCAGGAAGAGCACUUCAAUUACUUUUGGUGGUAGCUAAACUCCCCAUAUUCGUAGUCGUUUACCUUGGGUAUCUCACCAUCUGUCCAUUUGCCUCGGUAGCUAAUUUCCUUGUAGUGACCCUCUUUGGAUUCAGGAAAGUUGAAGUGACCGCAGAUGGAGUCAAGAAAUCCAGAUCGAAAGAGGUAGACGCUCAAAGACCAGGACCAAAUGACGUGGUGGUGGUCAAUUAUGUUUCCCCCAUUGAUCCCUUGAUUUUGGCCAGUAUUGCCAAAGUUUCUUGGAGAAAUAUUUAUUUUUUGAUCCCUGAUAACAGUGGAGAUCUCUAUGAAUACUCUGCCUGGGGUGCUGCCAAACAGGCCUUGUCUCCAAGUGCUGAAAAUGCCCUCCUGUCUACAGAAAAGGUUACUGAUUUGUCUCGUUAUUCUUCUAAACUUGUCUACAUCUUUGCCGAGGGAACUACAUCCAACAACAGAUCUAUUCUCCCCUUCAUGGGGGUUCCAGCAAUCGAGGGGCUUUCCCAUGGGAAUAACAAGUUCACCUUCAAAACUGUACUGUUGAAGAUUUCUCCAAAUAGUUUCACCACCCCCUUACCAUUACAUUCACUCAGUGGCUACUUAUUCUCUUUAUUAGCCAACAUUAGCGGCAAAAGCGGAGUCAGAGCCAAGAUCUUCACCCAUCAGAAUGGAAUCGACUUGGUCGCUUCUAAACGUUCAUUCGAACUGAACCAAUUGACGUCCGUGGGGAAUGAAUUGGAUAUUCUUCUGAAGGAAGCGUUCCAUUCACAAUAUCUCAAAGUAAAGAAAUAAAAAUAUUAGUUUAGAAAUAUUAAAAGUAGCAUGUACAUCCUCAGA
Molecule: messenger RNA, 946 nt
Organism: [Candida] anglica
Lineage: Eukaryota; Fungi; Ascomycota; Pichiomycetes; Serinales; Debaryomycetaceae
Source: the annotation of a GenBank genome assembly